This is a messenger RNA of Aspergillus ochraceoroseus IBT 24754, 1569 nucleotides long. RefSeq names its product hexose transporter protein. NCBI's taxonomy places the organism in Eukaryota, Fungi, Ascomycota, Eurotiomycetes, Eurotiales, Aspergillaceae. Gene Ontology annotation, molecular function: carbohydrate:proton symporter activity. Gene Ontology annotation, cellular component: membrane. The transcript is spliced from 5 exons. The record is from RefSeq and is a predicted model, not a curated record. Gene Ontology annotation, biological process: carbohydrate transport; transmembrane transport. Bases 1 to 1569 code for a protein of 522 amino acids.
AUGGGGUCUGACACUUUCGAGCUUGCCGGAAGGCAAUUCCCCAGGGUGACCUGGUACAAAAACCCUGGAAUGAGGAGGACCUACAUCUGCCUCAUGUUUGUCGUUCUGACGUCUGCUACGAACGGUUACGACGGUUCUAUGAUGAACGGCCUGCAGACCCUAGAACCCUGGCAGGAGUAUUUUAAUUACCCCAAGGGCUCGCUCCUGGGGAUUCUCAGUGCGAUUAUGUCUCUGGGCUCUCUCGCAGCUCUCCCUGUUGUGCCCUAUGCCGCUGAUUAUCUGGGACGCCGUAUGGGCAUCUUGAUGGGUUGCUUGAUUAUGUAUGGUAUCCCCUUGCGACAGAUCCUUGGAGUCAUCCUCCAAAGUAUCAGUGCUAACUACGGCAUGUUCCUGGCUGCGCGAUUCUUGGUCGGAUUUGGUGUUGCUAUUGCGCAUGGAUCCUCGCCUUUGUUGGUCGCUGAGUUGGUGCAUACCCAGCACCGUGCUAUCUUCACCACGAUUUAUAACACAACCUGGUACCUUGGGGCUAUUAUUGCCGCCUGGCUCACAUUCGGUACCAAUAACAUCCCCAACAACUGGUCUUGGAGAGCCCCUACGAUUGUGCAGGCCGUACCCUCUGUCCUUCAGAUAUUUUUCAUCUGGUUUGUCCCAGAGUCGCCCCGUUUCCUCAUCUACAAGGGCCAGCAUGAGAAGGCCCUCAAGGUCUUGGCCGACUGCCACGCCAACGGGGACCAGGAGGACGAAGUUGUGCAGCUGGAAAUGAACGAGAUCAAGGAAACCAUCAAACUCGAGAAGGAGUUUGAGAGCAGCAGCUGGAUGGAGCUGGUGCGCACAAAGGGAAACCGGCACCGUAUGGUCAUUCUUAUUUCCGCGGGUCUAUUCUCUCAGUGGUCCGGCAACGGCCUCGUCUCUUACUACAUCUCCAAGAUCCUGGAUCGGAUUGGAUACACGGGCUCUGUGGAACAAAACUUAAUCAACGGCUGUCUCCAGAUCAUGAACUUCAUUGUGGCCAUCACAAUGUGCUUCUUCGUGGAUAAGAUUGGCCGGCGCAAGCUGUUCCUUGUCUCCACCGCUGGGAUGAUGGUUACAUUCAUUGUUUGGACGAUCUGCUCGGCGCGAUAUGCCAUUGUGGGCAACAAGGAGGCAGCAAAUGCCGUGGUGGCGAUGAUUUACGUCUAUUACCUAUUCUACAACAUUGCUUGGUCGGGUCUCUUGGUCGGAUACACCGUGGAGAUUCUUCCCUACAGUCUUCGCGCCAAGGGCAUGACGGUGGUGUGGCUCUGUGUUGAUAUAGCACUCUUCUUCAACCAGUACGUCAACCCGAUUGCCUUGGAUAACAUCGAUUGGAAAUACUACAUCUUCUACUGUGUCUGGCUUGGCUUUGAGCUCACGGUGGUGUGGUUUUUCUACAUUGAGACACGCAAUACUCCGCUGGAGGAAAUCGCCAAGUAUUUUGAUGGCGACUCUGCGGUUGUCGGGGGUGCUGCAGGGACUGAAAAGGCUCGCGAUUUGGCGUCUGCGAUGCACGUCGAGGAGACUACUUCAGAGGCAGCGGUUUCCAAAUCUUGA